AUGUUCUACAACAAUUUCAACAAUGGAGGAGGUCAAUGUGCUGAUGGUUCCAUUGAAGAGUUCAUGAAUAAUCCGGGAAAACAGCACAUAUCUGAGGAAAAUUCUCAUAAGAUUAAGGGAGCAUGGUGUCAACAGAUCACAGGAGGGAAGGAUAGUACAUAUUAUGAUAUGCACUGCCAUUUCCUAUAUUUCUGGAUAGGAGAUCUGUUAUCAAGCAGUGUGAAUAAUGAUGUAGCAUUUCAGAUCCUUAUGGAGUUGAUUUGCCAAAUGUUGCGGAAUGUGUAUGUUAAGAAUGGGUGUAACAUUAAAUGCAGCGCUAUAGACAAAAACGAAUUGAAGAAUAGGAAGAUGGUAUAUGAUUAUUCCUGCGAUUAUAAUAUCAUACGGGGGCAACUAUUUAUUAGUGAACCCCGUUGUGAUCAGAACUAUUCCGAAUAUCUGAAAGGAAUUUUUUCAGCUUACGAUACCAUAGAAAAAGCAUGUAAGAGUCCCCCGGAUGCUGAGUACUGUACAGAAUUUGAAAAAAUGUUUGAGGGGAAGAGUCAUGCGGAACUGCUGGAGAUGAAAUGUAAAACAGUAAGCACAUCACAACCUUCCCUAGUAGCAAAUGAUAAGAGUCUCGAUUCAGGGAAAGAACGUCGGGAGGUUGAACAAUUACAGGCAGAAACUGAACCUUCGAAAGAAACAGGCAGCAGCACCCCUACCGCUCGUAUUGCGUCCACCGCAUCUGCAUUAGUAGCUAUUCCAGUAAUCACAUUAUUAUUAUAUAAGUAUAAUCUCCUACCUUCUUGGUUCCAUAACCAAUUUAAAGGAAGAAAAAAGAGAUCAAUGGAAGGUAUCUUUAACGACUUAACGGAAGGUGAAUAUUCUACUGAAUACUCUACA
Molecule: messenger RNA, 885 nt
Organism: Plasmodium cynomolgi strain B
Lineage: Eukaryota; Apicomplexa; Aconoidasida; Haemosporida; Plasmodiidae
Product: KIR-like CYIR protein
Exons: 2
Source: RefSeq, a predicted model, not a curated record